This is a messenger RNA of Sturnus vulgaris (Common starling), 1583 nucleotides long. RefSeq names its product transmembrane protein 130 (gene TMEM130). Gene Ontology annotation, cellular component: plasma membrane. The record is from RefSeq and is a predicted model, not a curated record. NCBI's taxonomy places the organism in Eukaryota, Metazoa, Chordata, Aves, Passeriformes, Sturnidae.
CUGCUGCAGCUCGGCCACGGUCGCGCCCCGGCCGCAGAGUUGUAUAGUCUGGAAAUAACCAACAAUAGUCCCAUCACAACGGGAGCUCAAGCUACUGUUCAGGCCAGGCUAAGAAUGAAGAACGAAAACGUCACAUCAAACUCGUAUCACUUCAACUGGGUUUAUGCUCCUCUGAUUCUGAUAGAGAAAUCCGAGCAGAGGUUUAGCUCUGUAAUUAAUGUGACUGGUGAAUUUCCUGGCACUUUCCCUGUGUCUGUCUGGGUGACUCACAAAAACUGUUGGUUGUGUCGGCCGGUUGCAAGAAACAUCACGGUGCUUCAGAUUACAGAAUUUAUCACAGGGAACCUCACCAUUGCCCAGAUAGAAGACAGCAGAGUUACCACACAUGGUUCUAGUUCCUCCACGGACACAGUGACCCGGAUUUCUUUCUCUCUUCAUGACCCAAGUCAUUACUUCAAGUCAGCAUCAUUUGUCUACAACUGGGAUUUUGGAGAUGGAGUUUACCACAUUACCAAGGAACCCUUUGUCUACUGCAACUGCUCCUCCAAGGGGAACCGCACAGUGCAUCUGAAGGCUGUAGCUGAAUGGGAGCAAACUGGAAGCAUCAUACACGAAAGAGAAACUAUGCAGAAAACUGGUGAUUUUACCACAGCUCUGGAGCUCUUGGAUGCUGUUAAAAGUAUUAACGUAGUGGGCUCCAGAGAGACUCACGUAAUGGAAAACUUGAAUUUAUCUCUUCAUAUCAAUGGCACGCCACCACUGGCAUUAUGCUGGCUUAUAAAAUCCGAAUGCAUUCCACUAGAAGGUGACAAAUGCCAUCUGGUGGAGAUCAGCGGCUCCUGCUACAACCUCAGCCACACCUUCAGGGACGCGGGGCAGUAUUGCCUCAGUGUCAGGGUGGAGAACGGCGUGACGAUGCUGCAGACGUACCACGGGAUCAAAGUGCGGCCAGCAGGAAUCCACCCAGCUUUCUUUGUCCUGCUCUGCACUGCUCUGGUUUCAGUGAUGCUGGUACUGGUGCUGUACACAGCUUUUCGAAGUAACACCCAACAAAAAGAUCUCGUGGAGGUAGCUGACUUUGACUUUUCUCCACUGUCUGAUGAACACCGGUCCAAUCAUUCCAAGUCAGGCUGUGGCCCACUGUGUUGCAGAUCGUGUUUUCUUCAACCAUCAAAAGAAGCUGCCUGGGAGAGUCAUGAACUUCUACAUUCACUUUACAAGCCAGUCAAAAUGUACACGCUGUGAAGAACACAUUUGCACUUUGGUUGCACUAACUGUCUAACUUUCUCACUUAGGCUAAGUCAAAAGCCUGGUGCUGCAUGAAUGGUUUGGUUUUGCCAAUGCAAUGAGGUUCACCACUUUAAGUCCAGCACUUGACUACUUCAUUCCCUGAACUUAAAAAGAGCAAGAAACACAGUAAAAGCAGCUUUGUAUUUUUAACUUACACAGAUGUGUACAUUUACAGCUGUAAAUGCAGCAUUUUAUUAUGAAAGAUUGUUUUAUGUGCAGGUUUGCUAAAUUCACUACCUCUUGUAAUUUCUCUGUUCUUUCUGUUGUCUGUUUCAAAGAAAAAAAAAGCCUAA